AAAUGCACCGUUUAACCUCUAAACCCUAACUCAUCUUUCCGUUUUGCAAAUCCCUCUUUCUCAAUUUCAUGAAAGAAACCCUAACAAUCCCAAUUUCCAUGGCAAGGUUCACAUCCUUCUCAUGGAGACCCUCAAUCACAAUCCCAAUCACAGUAGCAGGCCCCCUCUUUCGUCGCCGCAAGCAAUUUUUCUCUGUCAAACCUCAAUUUCUUCACUCUCCGAAACCACAACGACUCCUGGUAUUUGCAGCGAACAACGAGAAGAAGGAAGAGGAGAAUAACGAAGCCGUGAGGGAAGUGGAAGACAAAGAAGAACAAAAACCCAGUGGUUCCAAUGGAGAAGAAGAAGAUGACAAGAAGAAUUUCAGCAAAGAAAGAAGAACAAUUUUCAGUUUGAGUUGGAAUUCCCUUUUUGACCCUGACCCAGACAACGUGGUUGCGCUUGGGUUGACCGGGAUUCUGACAUGGGCGAGUGUUCAAGUUCUCUGGCAGCUGUUGUUCAUCUCCUUCGCCAUUCUUGUCGCUGCAAUCAAGUACUCUUUCAUUGCUGCUCUUCUUCUCUUCAUUCUCAUCACUCUUCUCUAAAUUUACCUGCUUUAAUUUGUUCUUUGAUCCUAUCAUGUUCAUAUGCUACAGAGAAUUAAUUAAUUAAUUAAUUAAUUAAUUGUGUAUAGUUAAUAUUGAUCUUGUUGUUAAUGAAGAGUAGAUUAAUUGAUCAUUUCCACCAUUGAUAUUUUACUAGGUAGGGUAGAGUAAGGUGAAAUUUUUGUCUUUUAAUUCUGUAAUUAUUAUUUUUGUUUAGUAAAUUCCUCCAAUAAUUGACCUUUCUUAACGAAACGAUCAUGUUAAAAUUUGUUGUAAUGCUAAGGACUAGAACAGUACCAAUGAUUCAGAAAUUAAUGUGCUGGAAGACAGAAAAAAUGUGUCAUUAGAGUAAAGGAUGCAACUUACUGAAAAAAGAAAGAACAGGAAAUU
This is a messenger RNA of Arachis duranensis, 974 nucleotides long. RefSeq lists its product as uncharacterized. The transcript has a single exon. NCBI's taxonomy places the organism in Eukaryota, Viridiplantae, Streptophyta, Magnoliopsida, Fabales, Fabaceae. The record is from RefSeq and is a predicted model, not a curated record. The coding region runs from base 69 to 584 and encodes 171 amino acids.